UCUCAUUACACAGUAAAACUUCUCUUUGCUUUGUAAUUGUACCCUUCUCUCCAUAUCCCCUCUUCUCUCUUUCUAGUUUCUGUACUCUCUCUCUCAGUUCUCGAGCUCUGCAUAAGCGCUGGCCAUGUUUGCGUGUCUCGCGGACUACCGUAGCUUAUGCAGAGCCCCUCUCCCAAUUGGGUACCUGUACCUCUAUCUGCUACUCUCUUCUGCCUUCAUUGCACAUGCACAGGUGCUGGACCCUUGUACCGCAGCCACAAAUUGUGGGCCUGGCCUUUUCUGCGGAAACUGUCCCGCUUUGGGCAAGAAUCAACCCGUCUGCACCAGAGGCCAAGCUAUCAUUCCCACCACUAUUAUUGAUGGGUUGCCUUUUAAUAAGUACACAUGGUUAGUGACUCAUAAUUCGUUUAGUAUCGUCGAUGCACAGCCUUUGCCGGGUGUUCAAAGGCUGACAUUUUAUAAUCAAGAAGAUACUGUGACUAAUCAGUUGAGGAAUGGCGUAAGGGGACUGAUGCUGGAUAUGUAUGAUUUUGAGGACGAUAUCUGGCUAUGCCAUUCAUUUCGAGGGCAAUGUUUCAACUUCACAGCCUUUGGACCUGCAAUUAACACCUUGAGGGAAGUCGAAGCAUUCUUGAGCGAAAAUCCAACUGAGAUUGUGACCAUUAUAAUUGAGGACUAUGUGCAUACCCCAAAAGGGUUAACAAAUCUGUUCACUAAUGCUGGUUUAGAUAAGUAUUGGUUUCCUGUCUCCAAUAUGCCCAAAAAGGGUGAUGAUUGGCCCACUGUGACUCAGAUGGUGCAAAACAAUCACCGGCUUCUGGUUUUCACUUCUAUUGCUUCAAAGGAAGCAGAGGAAGGUAUUGCUUACCAAUGGAGGUAUAUCUUGGAGAAUGAGUCUGGAGAUCCUGGGGUAAAGCCAGGCUCAUGCCCGAAUAGAAAAGAGUCAAAGCCACUGAAUUCCAGAAGUGCGUCUCUUUUCCUAGAGAAUUACUUCCCAACAUAUCCAGUUGAGAGUGAAGCUUGCAAAGAGCAUUCGAUUCCACUUGCUCAGAUGGUUGGCACCUGUUACAAAGCAGCGGGGAAUAUGAUGCCCAAUUUUUUGGCAGUCAACUUUUACAUGAGAAGCGAUGGUGGAGGUGUUUUUGAUGUUCUGGAUAGAAUGAAUGGCCUGUCGUUGUGUGGUUGUAGUACUGUGACUGCCUGCCAGGCAGGAGCGUCUUUUGGAUCUUGCAAGAAUGUUUCUGUACCUAGUACAAGUCCUGUAACAACUGCUACGGGAAGCUUUUCAGGAUCUGUUCAGUUUGCAAGAUCUGCAUCAACAAUCCAUUCUCCAAUUUUUGUUGUUCUAUACUUGUGUUCUCUUCCAUUGAUUGCAUUUAUAUUUCGAAUGCAAUGAGUGAUUUAUGGGGUAGACGGUUGGAGAGCUACUCCUUCAGUUAGACAGUUAGUGGGCCACUCUUUGGUAGAGUUUAUAGCGUCAGUAUGUACUCUCCAGUCAGAACUGGUGUAACAAAUCCCUGUCUUAUAGAGAAGGUGAAGAAAUACUUGCCAGAGAUAUGAAGUGUGCUUGUGAACAAAGAACUUUCGAGAUUCUUAUAUGGAGCCAAAAAGUAAGGAGUGGCAAGAGAAUUUGAGGUAGAUGAUGGCCAAGGGAGACCUGGAAUGUCUCAAGAAGUGGUUCAGGUAUGCAGUGUGCUUCGUUAUGAGAUUUCCCUCAUCUUUAAGAUAAGACAUUUUCACGCCUUUUUCUUUGCAGCAGCAAGCUUUGUCUUGUUUUUUUGUGUUUUGCAUCUGAUCGGGAUAUGGCAUCUACACAAUCCUUCACGAUGUGAUCUUAAACAUAUUUAAAAACAUCCGAAAACAUAUUUAUUGCAUAAUCGGUCCAACGAGUUUUCCUAAGCAAACUCACCUGGAGCCGAUUAACUUUGUCAUAAUUUCUUCUCUAUCUCAUGAUAACGUAGGCAACCUCUUCAGUUAUAAAAUUGUUGUUUAUAAUGUCAGAAAUGACGUCUAUAAACAUUUUGGCUGUUUACGAUAGUUAAUGCAUUUAAACGCUAAUAUGUUUCAAAUUCUUGGGUCUGCUAUAGUGAGGGAAACCUCUUCAGUUUAUGUUGUUUUGGGCGAAAUUUUAUGAGGCGGCUGCUGGUUGCCGUCAAAGACAACUAUUGACUUCAUUUAGAACGACCUUUUUUUUUUAAAAAAAAAAAAUCCUUUUAAUUUCAUGUCUGAUUUUUAUUUCUUUUAAAAAUGAUAUUUUUUCAAGUUAAAAAGAGUUAAUUCCUUCAUUCCAAAUAAAAUAAUUGACAAAAAAUGAAAUUAAUUUGAAAGACCGAUGCUCAAAUUCUUUAAAAUAGCUUGGAAUUUCUGUACAAAAACAGAGAGAUCAGAUGAUCUGUAGAUGGUCAGGUAGAUGAUCAGACGAAGUGUGAUGACUUGUCAAUGGUGGUUUGCUGAAGGGUUGACCUGCAUGAUAGAAGCAUUGCUGAGUAAGGCAGGCCAAUGUCAGGGAUGCUCGCAGGGCUGGAGGAGUUUGGAUGCUCGUCAAGGUAGGCAAGUUGUGCAAGAGAGCUCGGAUGCUUGGAAGCUUAUAAGGCAGGAAGGAAAGCCCGAAAACUCAAAAACUCGCUAAGGCUUGAGGAUUUGGAAAUUCAAAAGGCUAGAGGAUGAAAGUAGCUCGGAAGCUUGAAGACUCGUCAGACAAAAAUAGUCCGGAUGCAGAAAUUUAGAAUGUCCGGAAGUUCUGAAUGCACAGAUUUUUCAAAGUGCUCGAAAAGUCUGAUGUGCAGUUUAUUUUUAGAUUGUGUGAUGGUUCGAUUCUUAAUAUGGAGGAGGAAAUAAAGUCAUUGAAGCAAAAUAACUCUUGAAUUCUCAUAAAAAAAACCUGAAAAGAAGAAGGUUAUAAGUGUAGAUGGGUUUUGAAGAGAAAGUCGAGUAUUUCAGGUGUGGAACAACACAGAAAGCCGAGCAUUUCAGGUGUGGAACAACACAUAUUCAAAACAAGACCGGUUGCUAAGGGUUUUUCAUAGGUAAAAAGCAUAAAUUAUAAUGAAACGUUUUCUCUUUUGAUGAAAUAUGUUUCAAUCCGGGUUCUGUUAUGAUUAGUGGUAUAUCAAAAUCUAAAAUUAAAACAAAUGGAUGUGAAGGCCACGGUGUAAGAACUUUGAAAGAGCAAAUUUUCAUGAAACAAUUAGAUGGUUUUGAAAAAAAAAGGAAAACAAAUGGGUUUGUCAGCUUCAAAGGUCUCUUUACGGUCUAAAAUAGUCGCUUAGAUAAUGAAAUUAGAGAUUUUAUUCGACAAUACAUUUCAGAGAAGUAAUUUUGAUUUCUGUAUUUAUUUCAGAAAGCUUUUUGAAGAUCAAUUUAUAAUAUAUCUAAUGAUAUAUGUAUGACAUGGUGAUAAUAACAAAGGAUCAAUCAGAGGUCAAGAGAUUGAAGGAAACGUUGGAAGCAGAAUUUGAUACGAAAAAUUUAGGGUCUACAAAGAAAAUUUUGGGAAUAAAUAUUCAGAGAGAUAGAAUUGGAAAUCAAUUAACUCUAUUUCAAGAGGAUUACGAGCAGAAUGUUUUAACAACAUUUGGAAUGGACUAAGUUGAAAAAUUUUGAGAGGAAUUUUUUAUUUUACUCCAAUUGAAUUGAUUUUUACAAUAUUUGAGUAUUUAUAUACAAAGAAUCAAUAAUUGAAAUUAUGAAUAUUUACAAUAAGAAUAAAAUCUCUUAAAUCAAGUCUAAUUAGGAUUUCAAAUAUUUGAAUUUUCCUGAUUAGGAAACAUAAACUUUUAUGUUGGUCAACACUCUUCUCAAGUUGGUGCAUAUAUAUCACACAUGUCUAACUUGGGCAAACUAAGGUAUGAUAGGUCUUGUUACUAGCCCUUUGGUAAACAUAUCAGCUAGCUAUUCAUCGGAAGUCACAUGAUUUGAUUUCAAGACACUAUUUAUUAACUUCUCUUUGAUGAAGUGUCGAUCAAUCUCUAUGUGUUUCGUUUGGUCAUGUUGAACCGGAUUGUGAGCUAUACUGAUACCAGUUUUAUCGUCACAGUACAAGAGGAGUUUGCCCUCUCCAAUAGUUUCAAUUCCUCUAAUAAUCUCUACAACUAUAGGAGUUCACAAACCCCUUAUGUCAUCACUCUAUAUUCCACCUCAGCACUUGAUCCAGCAAUAACACUUUGCAUUUUGCUUCUCCAAGUAAUAAAGUUUCUUUCCACAAGUGUACAGUAACUACUAAUCGACCUUUUAUCAUCAAGGGAUCCAGUUCAAUCUGCAUCUGUGAAUGAAUGUGUACAAAGAUGACCCUAUUUAGAGAAUAGGAGACCUUUUUCGGGAGUAAACUUUAAAUAUAGUAAAAUGCGAAAGACAACUUGCAUGUGAGACUCACGAGAAUCAUAUAUGAACUGACUGAUUAAGCUGACUGCAUAUGCUAUGUCUGAUCGAGUAUACAAAAGAUAAAUCAAUCUGUUUACCAAUCUCUGAUAUCUACUCAUAUCAACUGAUUAACUAAUAUCUACUUGUUGUUUGUGAUUGCUAUUAAUGGGAGUUUCUACUAGUUUUCAACUUAACAUACCAGUUUCUUCUAAAAGAUGGAGUUUCUACUAGUUUUCAACUUAACAUACCAGUUUCUUCUAAAAGAUCUAAAAUGUAUUUUUUCUGAUAAAUAAAGAUUUUCUUCUUUAACCUGACAAUCUCGAUUCCUAGAAAAUAUUUCAGUUUUCUUAAAUCUUUAAUUUCGAACUCCUGAUCCAAAAGCUUUUUCAAUCGAGUCAUUUCUUCAAUGUCAUUACUAUGUCAUCAAUAUAGACUAUAAGAAGAGUAAUUUUACUCUUAUGAUGUCUAAUAAAUAGGGUAUGAUCAACAUUGCUCUGUUGAUAGUCAAAGGAAAUUAUUGCUCUACUGAAUCGAUCAAAUCAAAUUUUGAGUGGCUGCUUUAAAUCAUACAAAGCCUUCUUUAACCCUUACUUUUCCUUGCGUUUUUUCAUCAGCAAAUCCAAGAGGGAAUUUCCAUAUAUACUUUCUCUUCUAAGUCUUCGUGGAGAAAUGCAUUUUAUUGUAGAUUCCAGUCAAGGUUGACAGCAUAAGAUAGCAAUACGCUGAUUGAGUUCAUUUUGUCAACAGGGGCAAAUGUCGCUUGAUAAUCCACUCUAUAGGUUUGAGUGUAUCCCUUAGCCACUAGUCUAGCAUUGAAUCUUUCAAUUGAUCCAUCUGCUUUGUGUUUCACAGUAAACACUCAUUUGUAGCCAACAAGUUUCUUCCCGGGUGGGAGAGUGACAAGCUUCUAGGUUUCAUUUUUGGUCGGUGGUUUCAUCUCUUCAAUCAUUACUCCUUCCAUUUAGAAUUUGUAAGAGCUUCCUUCUAAUCCUGUGGAAUAGACACAGAGAAAAUAGACAAGGUAAAAGCUCUAUAGAAUGGAGACAAAGAAUCAUAAGAUAGAAAGUUAGAAAUAGAAUGUUUUGUGUAAGAUCUUACUUCUUUUCUUUGAGCAAUUGGUUUAUUUAGAUCAUUAUAGGGCUCAAGGUUUAGGAAUGACUUGCUAAAUAGAGAAGAGGAAGAUUCAUGACACUGUGUAGGCUGCAUAAUGACUUUUUCUGUUUAUAUUUUGUCUCUUCUUGAGUAUUUUCUUAAAUAUGAUUUAUCCAAACGCCAAAUUUGGUCGCCAAUAGUCUCCAUGUAUAAUAGUCUCCUGAUCACCAAUAGUCUCCCUUUGUAUAGUAGUCUCCUUUAGAGUAAAACGUUCUAGAAUUAUAGGACUAGGAAUCAUCUCUUCUCUCUCAUUAUCCUCCUCAUGAAGAGGUGAUGGGAUAGUAUUGAAAUAAGGUUCAGUCUCUUUAAAUAUAACAUCCAUACUGACAAAGUAUUUUCUAGAUGGAGGGUGGUAACACUUGUAACUCAUUUAUGUGGGUGAGUACCCAACAAACACACAUUUAAUAACUCUCGGAUCGAGCUUCCCACUUGUCCUAAUAUGAAUAAAAUACGUGCAUUCAAAAACUUUUGGUUAAAACAAUAUAAGCAUUUUUCCCUUGUAGCACCUCUUAAGGGCUUUUAAAGGCAAGAGUUUUGAGACACAUUCUAUUAAUGAGAUAAACUGCAGCUAAGACUGCAUCUCACCGAUAGGUUUUUGGAAAGUUCAUGGUGAAAAGGAGAGAUCAGACUACUUUCAACAGAUGUCUAUUUUUUCCUUCAACAACAAUAUUUUGGACACUAGUGUAAGAACAACUAGUUUGAUUCAGUAUUCUAUUAGACUCUAUAUAAGCAGAAAAACGACCAUUCAUGUACUCUGUACCAUUAUCAAUUCUCAAAACUUUUAUCUUAGCAUCAAAUUGAAUACAAAUUAUCUUGUGAAAAGAUUGAAAGCAAGAAACCACAUCACUUUUUGCCUUUAUCAAAUAUAUUCAAGUAAUGCGAAUGCAACAAUUAAUAAAAGUAACAAACCAAUGAUUACCAGACAGUGAGACCGUUCGAGUAAGUCUUCAAACGUUAGAAUGAAUGGUCACAAAAGGGAUCAUACUUCUAUUGUUACUAGAGGGAUAAGAAGUUCUUGUAUGCUUAGUAUACUCACAAGCAUCAAAAAUUAAAGAACCACAUCGAGUCUUGAAAAAUAAAUCAGGAUAAAAUUUCUCUAAAACAAAGAAGGAUGGGUGUCUUAACCAUCGAUGCAACUGUAUAAUUCCUGGUUGACAUCCUGAUUUCUUCCAAAAAGAGUUCGAGGCAAAUUCAAUCUCAGAUUUCCUUCCAACAUAUAUAAGUCAUCGUGUAGUCUACUAUUGUCAAUUCUCUUUCUAGUUUGAAGGUCCUGAAUAACACAAUAGUCAGGAAAAAUUUAAUUUUACAAUUAAGUGUUUUGGUGAGAGCACUAACAAAUAAAAGCUUAACACAGAAACAAGGAACAUGAAGAACAGAUGAUAGCUUGACAUUGACAUUUAGAGUACAAACAAUAGAACCGGAUUCAAAUAUAGGAGUGGAAGAACCAUCUACGAUGUGAUGCGAUUCUUACAUUGUCUUUUUAUAGACAUGGAAGAUAAUUAAGAAAGCCUUCAAAGGAGCUUGUCAUAUGUCUAUCUGCACAAAAAUCAAUGAUCCAUGGAGCAGAAUCAAGAGACGAAAUGUAAGCAUUAUCAGAAAUCCUUACAUUACCCACACAAGUUACUGCCAUUUUUUUUAAAAAAAAAAUCAUUUUUCUAUCAAAAACAGUAGAAAAUUAUAGUUACUGAAGAAAGAAAAAAUUAUUGUUCACCGGUGAAAAAGGCACGGGUCCAGCAAAUUAGAAGCGCGACUUGAAGGCGAGUUUGCCAGAAAGUAUCAUUGCCGGAAAAACCAUCGAAAAAUGUCUUCCACGCCGGAAAAAUGUGAACCAAGUCACAAGUCUACACAAGUCAGAGGCGUGACUUGAAGGCGAGUUUGCUGAAAAGGAUCGCCGCUAAAAAAGACCAUAAAAAAAUGUCACACACGUCGGCACAUGGGAAAGACGCAGAAUCUUACAAGGGCGUGUGAGCCUCACACGCGUGGCUUUCCAGCAUCGGAGCUAGACGACUAGUCGAUAACGGUCUGGCGAUCCUGCUAGUGGCGGCGGUGAGAUGAGAAAAGGUUCUUAUAUAGGAUAGUACCAAAAAGGUAGAUCUAGAGUUUUAGAAAUCCUAAAAAAAAAAAAAUUGAAUUUAAA
Messenger RNA from Manihot esculenta (cassava), 7648 nucleotides. RefSeq names its product PI-PLC X domain-containing protein At5g67130. The record is from RefSeq and is a predicted model, not a curated record. The coding region runs from base 125 to 1396 and encodes 423 amino acids. Lineage: Eukaryota; Viridiplantae; Streptophyta; Magnoliopsida; Malpighiales; Euphorbiaceae. Gene Ontology annotation, molecular function: phosphoric diester hydrolase activity. The transcript has 8 exons. Gene Ontology annotation, biological process: lipid metabolic process.